Molecule: messenger RNA, 1575 nt
Organism: Cucumis sativus (cucumber)
Lineage: Eukaryota; Viridiplantae; Streptophyta; Magnoliopsida; Cucurbitales; Cucurbitaceae
Product: IAA-amino acid hydrolase ILR1-like 4
Exons: 5
Coding region: 7-1470 (487 amino acids)
Biological process (GO): auxin metabolic process
Cellular component (GO): endoplasmic reticulum
Molecular function (GO): IAA-Ala conjugate hydrolase activity
Source: RefSeq, a predicted model, not a curated record
UUUUAAAUGAAUGAAAUGGUUGAUCCAGAAUCAAAUGGGCAAACUGUUCAUGAAUGGAGUACAAAUAGAAGAUUUGUUUUUCAGUUUACUACAACGUCUUCUUCUUCCUUACCCAUAAUGGAGUUUUUGUACAUAUUAUUUUUCAUCUCCAUUUUUCUCCCUCUAACCUUUUCUCUCAACCUUGAAUCUCCUGAUCUUCAUGGAACCACUUCCAUUUCCCUUCCUACCAAUCAUACUUCUUCACUCACACACCAAAUUAUCGACCUCGCCAAUCAUCCCACCGCUGUUAAUUGGAUGAAGACCAUAAGGAGAAAAAUUCACGAGAACCCAGAACUUGCUUUUGAAGAAUUUGAAACCAGUAGGCUUAUUAGACAGGAACUUGACAAUCUUCGUGUUUCUUAUCGAUGGCCGGUCGCUGGUACCGGUGUUGUGGCUUUCGUUGGCUCUGGUUCUCCUCCCUUUGUCGCUCUAAGAGCUGAUAUGGAUGCUUUGCCUAUUGAGGAAUUGGUGGAAUGGGAACAUAAGAGCAAAGUUGAGGGGAAAAUGCAUGCUUGUAGUCAUGAUGCUCAUGUUGCUAUGCUCCUUGGUGCUACUAAAAUUCUGAAUCAACUGCGACAUAAAUUACAGGGCACUGUUGUUCUUGUAUUUCAGCCAGCGGAGGAGAAAGGAGGAGGAGCAAAAGACAUGAUAAAUGAAGGUGCGCUUGAUGGUGUAGAAGCUAUAUUUGGACUGCACGUCGUGCAUGAAUAUCCAGUGGGCGUUGUCGCUUCACGCCCCGGCGAGUUUCUUGCAGGGUGUGGAAGCUUCAAAGCAAAGAUAAAGGGGAAAGGGGGUCAUGCAGCAAUUCCACAGGAUUCAAUUGAUCCUAUUUUAGCAGCUUCGGCAGCAAUUAUAAGUUUGCAAAGCAUAGUUUCAAGAGAGAUAGACCCUUUAGAUUCUCAGCUGCAGGUGGUUUCUGUGGCCAUGGUUCAAGCAGGAACUGCACUCAAUGUCAUCCCGGAGUCCGCGACUAUUGCUGGUACCUUCAGAGCUUUCAGCAAGAAGAGCUUCAAUGCCCUAAGAGACAGGAUAGAAGAGGUCAUUAACGGGCAGGCUGUGGUGCAUCGGUGCACGGCGGAGAUUGAUUUCCUAGGCAAGGAACACCCAACAAUUCCUCCGAUGGUAAACGACGAGAAAAUAUAUGAACAUGUUCGACGUGUCUCUAUGGAAAUUGUAGGAAAAGAAAAAACAAAAGUAUCUCCACGCCUCAUGGGAAGUGAAGAUUUUGCUUUCUUUGCAGACAAAGUGCCAGGAUCUUUCUUAUUUCUUGGCACAUAUAACGAGAGAAUCGGAGCUAUACAUCCUCCACACAGCCCUCGCUAUAAAAUUGAUGAAAAUGUGCUUCCACUUGGCGCAGCAAUUCAUGCAGCAGUGGCAUAUUCAUAUCUCUUGAAUUCAUCAUCAACAUCUCAUUCUUUCUUUGACCACUGAAUAUUUGUCAGUACAUCCUAUAACUCAGUUUUUUUGUUUCCCUAUAUUCUACAAACUUGAAUAGGGAAAUUUCUUCUACUUAUUACAAGAGAGUUUUGCCUUCAA